AAACCAAUGUGAGUUACUGUGGGGCCCUUGAUGAAGAUUGUCCAGUCCAAGGUGCUGCUAUCAACUUUGAAACCAAAGACUUUCUGCACAUAAAAGAGAAAUAUAACAAUGACUGGUGGAUUGGUCGGCUAGUGAAAGAAGGGGCAGACAUUACAUUUAUCCCAAGCCCAGUGAAACUGGAGGCCAUGAGGAUAAAACAAGAACAAAAAGCAGCUGCCAGGAAAGGAGGGAACGCAUCAUCGGGAGGCUGGAGGUCCACCCCUCCAUCUGCAGCCAAACAGAAGCAGAAACAGACGGAACAUGUUCCUCCCUAUGACGUGGUUCCCUCCAUGAGGCCCGUGGUGCUGGUGGGCCCUUCACUGAAAGGCUAUGAAGUGACUGACAUGAUGCAGAAAGCCUUGUUUGACUUCCUAAAGCACAGAUUUGUCGACAGGAUCACUAUUACACGGGUGACCGCUGAUCUGUCCCUGGCAAAGCGCUCGGUGCUGAACAAGAAGGCCAUAAUGGAGAGAUCCAACACUCGCUCUAGCCUGGCUGAAGUCCAGAGUGAGAUCGAGAGGAUCUUUGAGUUGGCAAAGUCUCUUCAGCUGGUCGUCCUGGACGCAGACACCAUCAACCAUCCAGCCCAGCUCCUCAAGACUUCUCUGGCUCCCAUCAUCGUCUAUGUUAAAGUUUCAUCACCCAAAGUUCUUCAGAGGCUGAUAAAGUCUCGAGGGAAGUCCCAAAGCAAGCACCUCAACGUCCAGAUGAUGGCCGGGGACAAGCUGGCUCAGUGUCCUCCUGAGAUGUUUGACGUAAUCCUGGAUGAGAAUCAGCUGGAAGAAGCCUGCGACCACCUCGCAGAGUACCUGGAAAUUUACUGGCGAGCCACACAUCUCCCUUGUUCUGCCCCAGUUAAUCCCUUACAGGACCAAAAUAUGGUCACCCCACCUUCAGCCAACUCCAGUCAGCAGUUUUCAGAGACUCAAGAGUUGAUAGAAUGAUCCCAGCCUCGGAUGCAGCAGCCUGUGCUGUCGGCUGGGGUCAGAACAGCCAAGACAUGGAGAACAGGGACCACCAGGGGGCAGCAGCGUUCCUCCUCUCAUCAAAGCCAGCCAUCGCCUUCUCCACAUGUGAAGCAGAGAGAAGAGCUGGGUCCAUGCAAAGGGUGAAAGAGCAGAAGUGCGGUGAGCUGGGAUAGGAGGAGAAAUAUUCCACAUAGGGAGGAAGAUGCACCCAACUGCAGCCUCACUGCUGCCCCAGGGGCCAGACAUCCCUGCUCCCAACGUCAACUGAUAACUCAGGGCCGCUUUCUGCCGCUGCAAAAGCACUGGUUUACAGAAACCGGGGAAACAGCGCAGUCACUGUUCAACUCCUUACCACCAAACCCUCCCAUGUCGUACAUUCUCCAAUCCAAACAGUUAAAAAAAAAAAACAAGAAAAAAAGAUCCCUAUUAUCCAUGAAAGAUGAGCCAGCUUGUGAGUGUCUGUAGCUGUCUGAAGCACAUAAAGGCUGAUUCAUCUCUCACACAUCUAAGGGGCUGAGUUAUGUUAGUCCAUGAUACCGGUGGCACAGAAAAGCUGCGAGCACAUCACCAGGUUUCCAGUGCAGGGCUCUUAAGGUUUAAUGUCUGAUUCACCUUGCUUCCUUUCGGGUGCAAGGAGUGACAAAAAAUCUAUUAUGUAUGUCUUCCGUGUCCGCAGCUUUAAGUGAGCUGCCGUUUUAAAUGUUUAACUAAAAUCCUUCCUUAAAAGUACGUUUGCUCCUGUCAGAGUCAUUGCAGUAUCACUUUUGCAUGGAGACACAUGGAAAAAAUAGCGAUUUUGUCUUCCUUUAUCCUCUUACUUUCCACUCCUGGUUUAUGCAAUAUUCUUCUUUCUGUCUGCUCUUGUACUAAGACAGUUUAUACAACUAUCUGUUACUCAUAUAUUUGCUCUCAGUAUACCAAAAGCAUAUCUCUACAUGUAGCUUUUAUGCAAAUAAUGUAUAACAAACACUGAUAGCACACAUUUUCUACGUCUUUGCCGCUGCUGGCGAAUGUGAGUUAAAUCUGUUGUGUUGGUUGAGGAAAGAGUCCUUACGGUAAAAUGUGCAGACAGUUGAAGUCCAACCCGAGGAUUGUAACUUUUUUCUGUAACUAAUAAAACCAGAUAGAAAUCAGUCACAUUUAGUUUAAAAUCCAAAAUAAAAUUAUUCACUCAUCUUAGUCACAUUGUUCGUCCCCAAAAGUAAAGAUGUUUGUGUAACAAUGAUAGUCACAAAAUACUUAUAGAUAUGUUAUUUAUUAAAUGGCGUAACGAUGCAUGGGAAGCUGUAACCAGUCGUGGUACUGGAUGCAAUUUGGCUCAACCCCCCCGGAGUAGCGUCUGUCAUUUCUGAUUUCCACUGGCCGAAGCCCGACAUGUUACCAACACAUUUAUUCAUAUUUAUUAAGUAUUUUAGCUCAUUUUAUUCACAGAAUUAUAUUGUUACAUCAUUGAUUAAGUUUGUAUAUUUCUUAUAUUUCAGCAAGAACUAAGCCUAAGCCAUAAGUCCAAAAGAGAGAUACACAGAAUCAAGUUCUUGGAAAUGUAACCACUACUGAUGAAGUAGCGGAAAGGAAUUAUCUUAUUUUUUUAUAAAGCUCAUGCAGUUUUGUCUUAAUUAAGUAGGAAUAAAAUCAAAUCUGAUUGUGACAAGACAUUUAUAGGAUCUAGGAAUGAACGGUGAAGAUCAAUGUUGUCAAUGUCGAUUCAAAAGUCAAUAUUUUCAGUCAGGACGGUUUUGUCCCUGAUACCAAUCUGAGUCUUUGAGGAAGAACCUGCAGCUGAUACCUACUGAGCUCCAAACUUUGUUCAUGUCUUCAUUCUUCAGUUGACGGCAACAGACUCUUUGACGCAACUUGUGUGUUUUUAGUUCAGCUUUGCACUUUUGAAGACUUAAAACACACAGCUACAGUCUUCAUCAAACUCAUUCUGCUGCUGGCGAUAUUUUUAUUCACACCAACUUCAUUGAAGAGCAUUGCUGUCGUCCUCACUGCUUUGUCAAAUGCUUGCCACAUUACCAAGCAUUUUGGCUCAUGGGUCAUCAAAGUCGUUCUGUGGCUCAGACACAUGAGGCAAAACUGCUUGCAACGCAGGUGUAUUCCUCAAACACAAGAUCCAUAUGACUGAAUAAAAAUGCAUCAGACUCCAAGUCUAGACCAGUUUAGAGUCAGCAUGGUGUUUACUAAAGACAAAUAAUUUGUCUGAAACUUACUUCUUAGUAUCAGUUCUGUGAAUUACUAUUAAGCCAGAAGACUAUCUGUCCUUAGAAAUCCCCAUCAAAGAGAGAAGUUUCAGCUCUGCAGAGCGGACCGCACUGCAGACAAGAAAGUCUUAUGUCUUCACCAUUAAUGACCACAAUGUUUGUUUUUACUUAAAUUCUGACCCUCCUCUGAAAUAAUGUGAGAACAUUUAACUAUGGCUUAAGACAUAAAAUAAAACAAAAUCUCCAAGAUUUUAUUGUACCUUAAUCUUCAAUCAUUUUAAAAUUAAACUCUCAAAGAAAUAACACUUUAAUACUCACCCACAUGGCACUUGUAUGUUAACAUAAAUAAAUAAUCUUGAAAUAUUAUUGAUUAUCCUCUUAUUCAAGCAAGUCCAAUAACUGUGACUGAAAAACGACAAACUCUAAACUCACCCAGUGACGUCUUACUUUUGUACACGUGAGAUUUUAAAGUUCCUGAAGGGAGACUUUUGUUCAUUUUUCACAUGUUUAUGUAAAAUAAACAGGGUAGAUCUCAAACAGUUUGGUGACAACUGAAGAUGUUCAGCUGAAUCUCAGUCUGAAACUGCAAGCCAUGCAGUGGGACAGUCUGUCUCUAAUUUGCCUCGUUUGUUUGUUUGACACCUUACGGUUCUUAACUUCCAUCUCAAUACAACUGCUUCGAAAUUAUUAGAAAAUAACUCAUGUAAAUAACCUAUUGUAUGUGCAUGGCAUAUUGUACUCCUGUUGCGUCAGAAGGGCUGUAAGGAUCAUCCUCACAUGGGCAAAUCGACAUGACCCACAUAACCACUUACAUAUAUGCAUUAUGAAAGAUAAGCUGUAAAUACUGUAAAUGAUUAGUAUUAAAUUCCAUGCAAACGUUGCUAACUCUGACUAGCAAAAAGUCUUUUGCUCUUUGUUUUGUUUUGUUUUUCACAGCAUACAGCUCAGAAAGCAUUCUGUUUUUAACAUGAUGCACUUUUUAUCCAGGACCAGAGAUGUCCUCCACUGAGACUGACAUACACUUCUAAUAGAUCGGGUUGGAGCUUACUACCGUCCGCCUGACAAAACACCAAGAGCACAGGACCUUCUUAGAAAAAAAACCUUAGAUAAACCAGAUCCUCGUUUGUUUGUUUUUGUUUGUCUGUUUUUGGUUUUUUUAUUUGAGUUGUAUUGCAGAAUGAUUCUAUUGUAACUAAACUAUUUUUUUUUCCAUAUCCAAAGCACAACGUUUUUAUUACUAUUACUUAUUUCACUGACCUAAAUUCUGGAUGCAAUACAAAGUUUAGUAUUGAUAAGAUACAAGCUGAGACUAUCAAGAUAUCUCCUCGGUUGGGGCGGGGUAUAAUUGCACUAAUAUUGUUUAUAUGGUUGCUUUUUGUCUCUUUUUGUUUUGAUGCAAUAAAUGCACUCAACGUAUGCCGUAUUUACCUCCAGCUGUGACUCCAACAACGCUGCUGGUCUCAGACAACUAGGACUGACAUUGUCUGAUGAUGAAAUGUGCUUGGUGUGUAUCUGUAAACGCCACGCGAGAACGAGGUGGUAAAUAAAAAAAAAAACGUUCUAAUGACA
This is a messenger RNA of Poeciliopsis prolifica (blackstripe livebearer), 4777 nucleotides long. It is a transcript of the gene cacnb3b, whose product is annotated as calcium channel, voltage-dependent, beta 3b. Gene Ontology annotation, biological process: chemical synaptic transmission; neuromuscular junction development; regulation of voltage-gated calcium channel activity. The transcript is spliced from 12 exons. The coding region runs from base 186 to 983 and encodes 265 amino acids. Gene Ontology annotation, cellular component: voltage-gated calcium channel complex. Gene Ontology annotation, molecular function: high voltage-gated calcium channel activity. NCBI's taxonomy places the organism in Eukaryota, Metazoa, Chordata, Actinopteri, Cyprinodontiformes, Poeciliidae. The record is from RefSeq and is a predicted model, not a curated record.